UCAAAAACAAGAAAGGGUUGAAAAAAAUCAACCGUUAAAAAGAGGCUUUCUUCCUCAGUUGUUCUCUCUCUCCGAAUGAAGGCCUCUGUACCUCUGCCUCUUUUCCUUAGUACUUUGCCACUGUUUCCCCCCAAAACAGCUAAAGAUCUAUCUCUCUCUCUCUCUAGAUUUCUCUCUGUUUCUUUGUAGAACUUCUACGGAAUCUCCAGAGCUUCUUUUACCUUUCUGCUCCCCCCAUACCCCUUUUUAACUCCCAUACCAUUGCCAUAGCCUUCCACCCCAUCCCUUUUUACCUUCCUUGUACCUUUUUCCCCCCUCUCCCUUUCUUAUCUGUUCUUCUCCCACAACAAACAACAAAUGGAUGAGUACUGCAAGAGAAGCGGACAAAUUCCGGCGUUUGGGGACUGGGAUUACGCAAACGAGCUGCCAAUCACUCAGUAUUUCGAGUGCGCGAGGCAGGCCGGCCUGAUUCGAUACAGUUCUUCCUCCGGAGACAGCGGUGAUCCCUACGUGCGUGGCGACUUGUACGCCGUUGAUCUCAAGAAACCUCCUCGUACUGUUCCUCCUCCCCGCAAGACAAGGGGAAGAGAAAAGCGAGGAGGAGGAGGCCCGCACGUUAAGGAGCAGAAAAGGCGAGGGAAGGUGUGUGACGUGACGGAACCGCCAAGGAAACCGAGUCGGCAACACUACGACGCCGUUCCACCUCCAAUGCCUGCUAUGCCUCCUAGGCCUCCCAAACCUGUUGAUGAAGAUCUCUACAAAAUCCCUCCCGACCUCCUCUACACUUCCAAGCGGAAAAAAAUGCUGGGGUUCUUUUCAAGAUGCCUGGUGCCGGCUUGCGCUGCAUGAAUUUGGUUUUUUGCUUUUAUGUAGAACUUGUGAAGUGGAAAAAAUGUAGUUGGUGCUCUCUUUGCACUCUUUUCUUCCACCAAAAAUGUUUCAAAUCAAAUCAGGACGCUACUAGUUACAUUCGA
Molecule: messenger RNA, 974 nt
Organism: Corylus avellana
Lineage: Eukaryota; Viridiplantae; Streptophyta; Magnoliopsida; Fagales; Betulaceae
Product: ubiquitin hydrolase
Source: RefSeq, a predicted model, not a curated record